AGCAUCUGAUUGGUGUUUGUUUCGCACGUGUUCUCAAAAAACAGAGACGCUAUAUACAUUUGAAAUAUUUGAAUUAAGCGGCGCCAUUUUGUAUCAACGGUUUAUCUGUAACAAUGGUGUUAUGUAGAAUAUUAUAACAUAUAAUAUGAUAAUAUUUUACAAUAUCUACAAUUUGAAAAGUAUAUUUUCAAUGUAAAAUAUCAUACAGUUUGUAAAGUAUAAUACUUACUUUUCUGAGAACUUCGAUAAUUGUUAUAAUAUUAUCACCGAAAUAUUAACGCGCGGUUUCAAUUGAAUUUGAAAAGUUCUUAGUUCUGUUUACUUGAAUUAGUUUGUAAUUCCUGUUAUAUGCGGUUGAUUGAAAUACUUUUUAAUGAAUAUACAAUUAUAACAAGAAUAGUGCAAACUAUAAAAUGAAAUGUUUAUAAGAACAAUAUUGUUUACAAUUAAUGUUGUUGCCUAACCUCAAACAAUCAAUGUGUGCAUUAUAUUUUUCAAAAUAUUGACUAUGCUAUAAUAAAAACUUAGAAUGGCUGAUAAAGUACAGGAUAGACAUAAUGCUUCUGAUGAGAUGGAAGUGGACUUUGUAAAUAAUGAACUUAAUAACGAUGAAGAUGGGGGUAUAAGAAUAGAUGAUGAUAUUUACAUUCCACCACCACCAAAAAAGAUUAAUGAUUUAAAUAUAAAUGGACCUAGGCUCAUGAUUACAAAAAUAGUUAAUGAAAACUUUAAAAGUUACUCAGGCAAGCAAGUUAUUGGUCCUUUUCAUAAGUGUUUUUCUGCAAUUGUGGGGCCAAAUGGAAGUGGUAAAAGUAAUGUAAUCGAUUCAAUGCUUUUUGUGUUUGGUUAUAAAGCAAGCAAGAUACGUUCAAAAAAGAUCUCAGUUUUGAUACACAAUUCGAGUCAACAUAAUAACUGCAAAAGUUGCACCGUUUCUAUAUAUUUUCAAAGUAUAAUUGAUAAGGAAGGUGAUGAUUAUGAGGUUGUACCAAAUAGUGAAUUUGUAAUAUCUAGAACAGCAUUUAAAGAUAAUACAUCAUAUUAUGAAUUAAACAAUAAAAAAGUACUAUUUAAGGAGAUAUCUAAACUUUUAAGAUCUCAUGGUGUUGAUUUAGAUCACAAUCGAUUUCUAAUAUUACAGGGUGAAGUAGAGCAGAUAGCAAUGAUGAAACCAAAAACUGUAAAUGACAAUGAAACGGGUAUGUUAGAAUUUCUGGAAGAUAUCAUUGGUACUGUACGUUUCAAAGAGCCUCUUGAAAAAUUAGUUGAGAAGAUUGAAUUAUUAUCAGAAUGUAGGGUAGAAAAAAUGAACCGUCUUCGAAUUGUUGAAAAGGAAAAAGCAGCUUUACAAGAACCUAUGCAGGAUGCAGUUAAUUAUUUGAGAAUGGAGAAUGGUGUAACAAAAUUACAAUAUCAAUUGUAUCAUUGUAAACGUGCUAGGACAGCACAGGAAAUUACUUUACAAGAAGAAAAAACGAAUGAAGUAGAUAAAGAUGUUAAAAAUCUAGUAAAUGAAAUACAAAUUAUUCAUCAAGAAAAGGAAGAAAAACAAAAGGUACUCAAUGAAAAGAGUAAAAAAUGGAAUGCAUUACAGUCUAAUAAAAAUAAUAUUGAUGCACAAUUUGAACAAAUAAGAAAAAAGGAUGAAUAUCUAUAUGCAGAGAUGGUUGAGACAAACAAAAGAAGAAAAGAGAAUCUUGCAUUGGUGAAAACUGAAAAAAAUAAAUUAGAAGAAUUGCAAGCAAUACCUAAAAAAAAUUCAAGUACGAUCGAGGAAUAUGAACGACAUGUUACGAAGCAUGUAAAAUCUAGAGAAAAGGAGGAAGCUGCAUUGGUUACUUUAAUGAGUGGUUUACGUGAACAAACGGAACCAUUGCUUAACGAACGAUCUCAAUUAGAGAAAAAUUUAAUAUCUCUUAGAAAAGAUGUUGACGAAGCUAAGGGUACAUUUGAUAUUGAAGAUUCUAAAUUACAAUUAUACACAUCUAUCGAACAAACAGAGCGAGAAAAAUUGAAUAAUAUAAAAGAAACUUUGGAAACUACUGUAAAUACAAUUAAACAAAGAACUGAACAACUUGAUUCCUUAAAUAAAAAGAUUCCCGCUACUCAGAAAAGUUUGGAUCAAGCAAAAAAUGAAUUUCAACAAGUAAAGGAUCGUGAGAUUCAAAUGACAUCGAAGCUAAAGAAUUUGAGAAUUUCUUACGAAGAAAAAAGGUCCGCUAUGCAAGCAAAUAAUUCGAGAAAUAAAGUUUUGAAUUUACUUAUGAAAGAAAAAAGGGAAGGAAGGAUUCCUGGUAUUUAUGGUAGAUUGGGUGAUCUCGGUGCAAUAGAUGCUAAGUACGAUGUAGCAGUUUCAACUGCUUGUGGUCCAUUGGAUAACAUCGUUGUGGAUACAGUUAAUACUGCUCAAGCGUGCAUUACUUUUCUUCGUCAAAAUGAUAUAGGACGUGCAACAUUUAUACCUUUAGAAAAACAACAACGUUAUCUGUCAAAGUGCAAACAAAAGUUACAGACACCGGAAAACGUUCCUAGACUUUUUGAUUUAAUACGCGUUGAAGAUGAAGAAAUAUUACCAGCAUUUUAUUAUGGCUUACAAGAUACUUUAGCAGCAGAUAAUUUAGAUCAAGCGACGCGAAUUGCGUAUGGACAAAGACGUUACAGGGUGGUUACCUUAAAAGGAGAACUAAUUGAAAUGUCAGGUACUAUGAGUGGUGGUGGACGUACUGUAUUUAAAGGUCGUAUAGGUCAAAAAGUAGUUAGAAAUGAGCCUUCUGUUGCUGAUAUUGAUAAAUUACAAGGAAAUCUUGAUCAAAUAUAUAAGGAAUGUAAUGAUUUAAGAACUAAACAGCAAACUUUGGAAAAUCAAAUACAUACUCUUUCAAAUUCUUUGAAGGAUAUGAUAGUUGAUAGAAAUAAAUAUAAUAUUGAGAUACAGACUCUUAAGGAACAAAAAUCGUUGUUAGAAGUACAGCUCAAGAAUCAGAGAAAAAAAGUUACAGAAUCUGUAUGCGAUCCAAAGGAGGUACAAAAGUUGAAGAAAAUUGUAGAUGCUGCCAAAACGAAAUUAGAUAUGGUUCAAGAAAAAUCUACCAUCGUUGAAAAUAAAGUUUCUGACAUCAAUAUGGAGAUUGAGAAAAUAUCUGGUGGGCGUGUAAGGGACCAACAGCAAAAAAUAUCAACCUUAAAUAAACAGAUAGAUAAAACAAAAGGUGAGAUUUAUAAAUUACAAGUGGCUAUUACAACAGCCGAACGAAAUUAUAAAAAAGUGGAACAACGUAUAAAAACUCUUGAAAACGAUAUACUCACUGCGGAAGAAAAAAUACGUGAAAUGCAAAAUCAGAAAAGUGAUUUAGAGGAAAAGGGCAAAGUUUUGUUGGAAGAAUUAAACAAAGUUAAUGCGGCACUGGUAGAACGAGACGAAGCUACGGCGUCUAUAAAGGGAGAAUUGGAGGUAUUAAAAAUUCGUGAAAAUAAAAUGAAAGCCGUGAAAAUAGAUUUAGAUCAGAAGUUCAGUGAAUAUAAGAAAGUUUUAGCGGCGAUUAAGCAACGACUACCAGAUUAUAACAAGAAAAUAGAUUCUUUGAAACUUCAUACAAUUCCAGGGGAACAACCUGGUGUAUUAAAAGAAUUAUCAGAGGAAGAAAUAAAUGAAUUGGACGAGAAGGUUGUAACUGAUAAAUUAACUAAAGCCAUGCAAUAUUUACCAAAAGAUACUCCUAAUAUGCAAAUUAUUGCUGAUUACGAAGAAAAAGAUAAACUUUAUUUACAACGUGUUACAGAUCUCGAAUUAAUAACUACUGAAAGAAAUAAUUUAAGAGAUAUUUAUGAAAAUGUACGACGACAAAGAAUGAAUGAAUUUCUUGGUGGUUUUACAUUAAUAACGAGUAAGCUGAAAGAAAUGUAUCAAAUGAUAACUUUGGGAGGAGAUGCUGAACUUGAAUUAGUCGAUUCAUUGGAUCCAUUUAGCGAAGGGAUAGUUUUCAGUGUAAGACCACCAAAGAAAUCUUGGAAAAAUAUUAGUAAUCUUAGUGGUGGUGAAAAAACCCUGAGCUCUUUGGCUUUAGUCUUUGCAUUACAUCAUUAUAAACCGACCCCAUUAUAUUUUAUGGAUGAAAUAGACGCAGCUCUGGAUUUCAAAAAUGUUUCCAUUGUUGGUCACUACAUUAAAGAGAGAACAAAGAAUGCCCAAUUUAUAAUAAUAUCCCUUCGAUCGAAUAUGUUUGAACUUGCAGAUUAUCUUGUAGGAAUAUAUAAGACAUAUAAUUGCACAAAAAGUGUCACAGUUAAUUUGGCCAAAUAUUAUGUCAAUCAUGGAAUUUCACCACCAACACAGAUACCUAUUUCUAGAAAUCCUUAUACCCAAACGCAACUUACGUCAAAAAAUAAUACGCAAGACGAACAGCCAAUAAAUGCAGAUAAAGUUGCGCAUUCUAACGGAACCGAUUUGAAUACCUCCUUAGGAUUACCAAAUUUGAGCCUUUGUGAAACUCCAAAGAAAUCUGAUAAUUCUAAGGAAAAUGUCAAUAAUGAAGAGAAAAAUGGAAACAAAGAACCUGUAAGGAAAAAAAGAAGGAUAUAAAAGUGUUUUAGUAAUGUUAUUAUUAAGACGAAGAUAUGUUUCAAUAAGGACAUACCUUAUGUAAAGAAAAAUACAUCUUGUGCAAUGCGAAGAAAUAAUUAUUUGAACAGAAUGCAUUGUUUCGCCAAAUCCAUUUAAUAAUGCCUUGUAA
This is a messenger RNA of Vespa mandarinia (Asian giant hornet), 4730 nucleotides long. RefSeq names its product structural maintenance of chromosomes 4-like protein gluon (gene glu). Lineage: Eukaryota; Metazoa; Arthropoda; Insecta; Hymenoptera; Vespidae. Gene Ontology annotation, biological process: mitotic chromosome condensation. The record is from RefSeq and is a predicted model, not a curated record. Gene Ontology annotation, cellular component: condensin complex; chromosome. Gene Ontology annotation, molecular function: ATP binding; protein binding; ATP hydrolysis activity.